UGCCAAAGCAAAUAUAACUAAAAAAAAAAUGUGCAAACACAACAUUCUUUACUUAGUACUACCAUUUUUCAUACUACUUUGCAGUUUUUCUCUAAUAUGUAACGCGGUACAGAGUGACAUAGAUUGUUUGAUGUCGAUAAAAAACUCAUUAGAAGACCCUUUAAACUUCUUGAAUACAACGUGGAAGUUCGAUAAUCAGACAGAAGGUUUUAUAUGUAAAUUUGCAGGAAUACAAUGCUGGCAUCCUGAUGAGACCAGAGUUUUAUCCAUUGUUCUUCCAGACAUGAGACUAAAAGGUGAGUUUCCGCGAGGCAUACAAAAUUGCACUUCUAUAACUUCUCUAGAUCUUUCGUCCAACGAGCUAUAUGGUACCAUUCCUUGGGAUAUAUCAAAAUUAAUCGGAUUUACUGUAAUGCUUGAUCUCUCGAGCAACAAUUUCUCAGGCGCGAUCCCAAGUAACAUUGCAAGUUGCUCUUUUCUUAGUUCCCUCAGAUUAGAAGACAAUACACUAGAAGGUCCAAUCCCACCUGAAGUUGGCUCGUUAGGUCGACUCAAGAACUUUAAUGUGACUAACAACUUGUUAACAGGGCCAGUGCCAAGGUUUAUCAAUGUAACUUUUCAAACUGAAAGUUAUGCAAAUAAUCCAGGACUUUGUGGUGGUCCUCUGAAAGCAUGUGCUACAAAACACGUCGGGUUCCAUCAUAAUAUGUUAAGUACUUUAAUGAACCGUCGUGUACAGUUUGCUUGUGGUUUUGUAACUGGUUGGUCACUUUUUACUGUACUUGGUAUAUAUCUUUUUUUCUUUGGUUUACCUCGCGUAAACAAGAUGCUUCUAUUCAUCAAAAAGAGAACAAAGGUAAUGGUGAUUGAUGAAAAUGAAUGGCCUCGAGGAGAAGAAGUAAACAACGAUCCAAAGGUUUCAAAGAUGGAGAAGAUGGUUACAAGAAUGAGUUUUAUGGAACUAUCAACAGCGACUAUGAAUUUCAGCCAAGACAAUGAAAUAGGAAACGGAAUGCUAGGGAAAGUGUACAAAGCACUGGUCCCAAAUGGAUGGACUGUUGCCAUAAAGAGGUUUCAUGUUUCAGAGGAUUUGGAAGAAGAGUUUGUUUUCGAGAUCACUACUCUAGGUAGUUUGAGGCAUCCGAAUUUGGUGCCUUUAAUCGGCUUUUGUUAUGAGAGGGACGAGCGUAUUCUGGUUUACAAAUACAUGCCUAAUGGAAACCUACAUGAGUGGCUACAUUCAACCAACGAUAAGGCAAGACUCUUGGACUUUCCUCUAAGGGUUAAAAUUGUUUUAGGUAUCGCGAAAGCCCUGACUUGGCUUCAUGAUGGUGGAAAUUUCCAUGUCGUGCAUAAUAACAUAAGCACACAAUGUAUCUUGCUUGAUGAAAAUUUCGAUCCUAAGUUAUCCAAUUUUUGGGAGGCAACACUUGCAAAAACAAAUGACACAGAUUCCAACUUGAGUCUGUUUCCGAUAGUCGAGUCUAUAGACUUCACAACAUACAAAAAAGAUGUUUAUCGAUUUGGGGUUGUGCUUCUCGAGCUUUUAACGAGGAAAGAAUCUUACAUACUGAGCUGCUCGAGUUUAAAUUUGUCGAGCAGCUCUUUUGCCGGUCCUCUUGAUGUGGACAAACUACUGCUAGGCCAAGGAUUUGAUAAUAUGGUAAUGCAACUACUUGAACUUGCAAGUAACUGCAUGAAAUUUAUUCCGGAUCAAAGGCCAACGAUGCAACAAGUAUAUCAGACUGUUACUGCGAUUGCUCGAGUCCAUGAUCAAACAGGGGACUCUGAAAUACAAUUGCACUCGGACUAGAAGCAGGGGCGGAGCCACCAAAGGGACGUGUAGCUUUUGAUCAAAUCAUGUAUUUAUGUUGACGAACCAUUGCAUAUGUAUAAAUAAUCUUUCAACUUUAUUUUAUGAUUGAAUUAAAGAUCAAAAGACACAAUUA
This is a messenger RNA of Solanum pennellii, 1949 nucleotides long. RefSeq names its product probably inactive leucine-rich repeat receptor-like protein kinase At5g48380. The record is from RefSeq and is a predicted model, not a curated record. Bases 29 to 1813 code for a protein of 594 amino acids. Gene Ontology annotation, biological process: protein phosphorylation. Gene Ontology annotation, molecular function: protein kinase activity; protein binding; ATP binding. The transcript has 2 exons. Lineage: Eukaryota; Viridiplantae; Streptophyta; Magnoliopsida; Solanales; Solanaceae.